AAAUGGAAGAUGAAAAAUAGUAGAAGGACAAAGCAGAAAAGUCUAGUUGAAAAGUUAAAUUUGAUGGAAAUUUAUAUGGCUAUUUGUUCAAUUUAAUAAACAGAGAGUGAUCAGAACUUGUAUUUUUCUGUAAAAUAGUAAAAGGUGUGUUUUUAAUCAAAAUUCAGUGUUGAAAGAGCUCAGAAAAAAUCAAAUGUCUUUCCACCGACCAAUAGUUCUAGAUUUCCCAGAAUCAAGCAAAAAAAAGAUGAGCCCCUCAAAAAAAAGAAAGAUGUCGCAAGGUUUAACCUCGUUGCAGGGCGGCUCCAACAAAGUGUUUAUACAACGCGAUUACAGCGAAGGCACCUCGGUCAAAUUCCACACACGACUUCCCAGCGAAUUAGAAGGCCUGGUUGAGCGACAAGUAUUUGAGUCAACGAUUAAUCGACUAAAUGAAUUUUUCGUCGAAGCCGAAAAGGGCUCUUGCAGUACCUAUUGUGAGGGAUGCAUUGGAUGCAUUACCGCUUAUCUUAUAUAUAUGUGUUCGGAAACGCAUUAUGAAAAGACACUUCGAAAAAUUUCCAAAUUUAUUGCUUCCCAAAAUGAGCGAAUUUACAAUCCGAAAGGAUUGCAAGUUAUCGACCCAACAUAUCGAGGCUUGCGCGUUAUAGAAAUAUCUGUGUUAGAUCGUCCAGGGCGAACGUGACUCCCGCUUUCCCAUUCUACCGAAGAGUUUUUCAUGUGAAAGUAUUUGGGGCAAUGUUUGUGACAACAACAAAGGAAUACAAAUUAUGCGCCGAUAUACAAAGUUUUAUUAUUAUAUUAUAGCAUUUUUUAGUAUGAAGGCCAAUUUUAAUUUAAUCAUCUCUAGUUACAUCUAUUUGUAAUUAUGUAUAAGUAAUUCGAUAUGUGCAUAAAAUAGUAAUCCCGGAGUAACAGAUACUGACUGCUGAUCGAGAAGCCGUGCAAAACGCUAAAACAACAAAAUUUUGGAUUUUGAAGUUAACCUUCUAAAAUAAUAUUUAUAUUGAAAUGAAGUGAAAAAUAUUGCAUUUUAUGCCCUAUUUAUAUUAUUUGUACUGAAUUUAUAUACCCUAACACAAACGUUUUACUUAGUAAAUAUAACAAGACGAGCGAUACGCCAGGUGUGUCCAACUUCGGCGAAGAAAUUUGGAUUUAGCGAAUUUUGAAAAAAUUACGGCUUUAAAAGUUGUAAGCAAAACUACGCAAACCAACUAGUGUUUCAUAUUAAAUCAGUUGUAUAUUGAUAUUUAUACAAACUGUUAUAAAUUCUGAAAAAAUACAAAACCUUCAAACGAUAAUGUAGUAUGUGUAAGUCACUAUUUAAAAUUGAACAAAAUAAUUAAAGAAUUAAUGUCUAAGUGUUCGUAGUCCAGCGCAAAUAUUUAUGAAUGUGUUGCUACAAAAACUGAUGUUAAUUAAAGAGAAUACUAAUAAAAAAUAUUGAAAUUCAAAUGA
Molecule: messenger RNA, 1458 nt
Organism: Zeugodacus cucurbitae (melon fly)
Lineage: Eukaryota; Metazoa; Arthropoda; Insecta; Diptera; Tephritidae
Product: golgin subfamily A member 7
Exons: 4
Coding region: 194-685 (163 amino acids)
Biological process (GO): protein targeting to membrane; peptidyl-L-cysteine S-palmitoylation
Cellular component (GO): palmitoyltransferase complex
Source: RefSeq, a predicted model, not a curated record